UACAGUCCAGCCCCACCACAGCCCAGCUCCGCUACAGCCCAGCCUCGCUACAGCCCUGCCACAGCUUAGCCAGAGCCCCACCCCACCACAGCCCAGGCUUGCCAAAGCCCUGCCCACAGCCAAGCCCCGCCACCCUACAGCCCCGUCCCACCCUGCCACAGCCCCACCAUGUCAAAUACCACUUCCACUCAGAGAGAGAGAUGACAGGAAAAGCCUCACACAUGUUCAGGGAUAUGUUGCUUCCUUCUUUUGUCCUGUAGCAACAAAGUUGCAUUUCUCAGGUGAGUCGAAUAUGGAGGCAAAGUAGUGGUGAUAUUUAAAUUAUGAGGAAGACUGUUGUUUGUGACACUGCAUGAAUACGAGAAUAAUGUGUCUUCUGUGUGUGUGUGAAGACACAUUCAUGUAUGGUCUGUCUGUCCGUGUGUGUAUGCGUGUGGGAUGGGGAGGGGUGUUUUGUGUGUGUAUGUGAAUGUUCCUAGCACUCACCUGGAGAAAAGUCUGCAGAUGCUAAUGGACCGUGUAGACGACAUGUCCCAGGAAAUUGUCAAGUAUAACGACUACAGCCGCAGAUUGAGAAAGCAGCAGCAGAAGCACCAGUACAUCCAGAGGCGGCAGCAGGAGAAUGCACAGAGGCAGAGUCGCGGGGAGGCGCUGCUUCCUGAAGACCAUAACAAGCUGUUUAAGCCACCAGUGCCCCCGCUACACAUGGACACCCUGCUCAUAUCUGGGCAGAUCAACAUGUACUGCCAGACGUUGAAGGAGUUUACCUCUCAGAAUCUGGGCAAGAUCUUUAUGGCUGAGGCUCUCCAGAGUCAUGGCAGCUAGAGGAUAGGAGGCAGGCCUUUCCCACUCUGACGCCUCCUGGAGUAGGUGAAGAGUAAUUCACUCCCCCAGCCUGUUAAUGCCUCAGCAGAGGAGUUUUGUAGCUGCACUGAAUUUUUUAAAAAUUCCUUUAAUUACAUGUACAUAAUAUGAAAAUUAUAUGAGUAUUUGUACAUAUUCAUGUACAUAGAAGCAUAUUGUUAUAGGCUAAUAAAAAUGUUGAAAGGUAUACCUGUACACACACAAAAAAUGUAUUUAUACAUAGAAUAUGUGGCAGUAAAAAUUAUAUAGUUGGACCAAGAUCUGGUUAAAAUAUACUGGUAUAAAUCUCUCGAGGUUUUAUAAAAGAAAUGUUGGAAAUAUGAUAAUUAAAGGAAUCCUGC
Molecule: messenger RNA, 1205 nt
Organism: Electrophorus electricus (electric eel)
Lineage: Eukaryota; Metazoa; Chordata; Actinopteri; Gymnotiformes; Gymnotidae
Source: RefSeq, a predicted model, not a curated record